AUGAAAUUCUUCACCUCUGUUGUGGCUGCAAUAGUGAUAGGCACAAGCAAGUCAAUUGCUUGUCCUUUUCAUGGAAUACCUACCGGCGAUUUGCAGCCAUCAAUCGACAAGGUCCUAGAGCAUCUUAGUUCGCAGCAUCUUGCAUCCCAUGUCAGUACCGCAAUCAAGAAUGUGCGAGUCUUCGACGGGGAGAGGAUGACCGGACCCCAGACGAUCUUUGUCGACAGUGGCAAAGUUGCACCUUAUAGGCCUCACCAGAAGGCGGAUUUGGAAGUCGACGGCACCGGCAAAUUUCUUAUUCCAGGGCUCAUCGACAGCCAUCUCCACAUCGAGACGUUGGAUACCCUUGAAAUCCUGUCGUCCUAUGGCGUCACUACGGGGAUGAACAUGGUGUGUCGAAAUUACACACUCUGCUCCGCUCUUGCAGAGGUUACCGGUCAUGCUCAGUUUCUCACUGCAACGGCUGCAGCCACUAUCGCCGGUACCGGCUCGCCCCUUCUCGGAUCAACAAACAGCGCCAUACACCCGGGCGACAAUGUUACCAAAUACGUUGAUGACCAGUUCUUCACAGGAUCACCAGCGACUUGGUUGAAAAUCGUUGACCAACCAGGCGCAAACGGCCUCACACAAGCCCAGAUGAACGAACUGACCAGGGCGGCACGCACACUCGGAUAUUACUCAGUUACGCAUGCCACGUACCUCGAGACAUUUACGAAAGCAGUGAAGUCUAAGACGGAAAUCUUGCAACACAUCUCUGGUGACAAGGCCUUGCCCAAAUCUCUCAUUCAGCAGAUAGUCAGCAAUAAGCAGAUUGUCACUCCCACCAUGGCUAUCUUCCGUGUCGGUAAAAACCAACCUCUACUCCAGCAGAUUCUUCGCCAGGGCGCAAACGGUACAGCAAAUUUCACAACGGUGGUCGAAAAUGUCAGGGCAUUGCAUCAAGCAGGCAUUCCUUUGCUCGCAGGCACGGAUUCGGCCGCACUGCCGCAAUUUAACAUCAGCAUGCCGUACGGCCUAGCUCUGCACUGCGAGUUGCAGUAUCUUGUUGAGGCAGGACUGACUACGACCGAGGCGCUUCGUGCUGCAACCGUGAUUCCCGCGCUAACUCAGAGACUGUCUGGUAGAGGCAAAAUUGCUCCGGGUCUGCGCGCGGACUUGGUCCUGCUCAACUCAAAUCCACUGGUCAACAUUUCGAAUACUCGAGACAUCGCCAGAGUCUGGGCAGCAGGGAUCGAGUCGAAUGUGAUGAAGAUCAUACCCAAUCGCACGUCCCUAGAGACAGCAUUGCCCGAGCCAGAGAGAUCAGUUGGCUCAAACUCAUUACAGACAUAUGACGCUUGGGCAUUAGGAGGCCAGGUCAAGGCACAAGAUCAUUCUUCGAAACUCUUGGUCCAGAGAGCAGGGUAUGAUCAGCAUUCAAUUUCGCAUCCGCCACGCUACGAUAUCCAACAUCAGUCGUUGUGCUUCUUCCUCAAUCUGUUCUGCUUCCAGGCAGGAAGACUCUAUUCCUUUCCCGUGCUUGAUUUCUUACCAGACUUGAUUCAGAAGUCGGAGCCAGACUCAGGCAUCUAUCAAGCAGCAACAGCUGUGUCACGGCUGACAUUGGCGGAUCGGUACAGUGGGCGCGACAUUAGGCUUCAAACCGGGCGUGAAUAUGGUCGCGCUUUAAGCGUGACCAAGGCCACAAUCCGCAAUUCUGUCGCCCCCAUCCAGGACGAGACUGUCCUCGCCGUCUGGCUUCUUGGGCUCUACGAGCAUAUCAGUGUUCUAUUAUCACAUGGGAGGAGGUCAGUUGACUCCAAGAACGCAGAUGAAGAAUGGCUAUCGCAUUUGUCGCACGUUCGGGAUGCAUUGCGUCUAUUGCGUCUUCGGGGGAUGUCACAAUUCACGAAUCGUCGCUCAGAAAAGAUUUUCCGUAUCUUCAAAGCUGCCAUCGUAGGUAUUCGCUGCCCACCGGAAGCAUACCUACUAAAUAUAUUCAAGCAAAUGCGGUUGUUGAUCUUGACCCCUAUCACCUACAAGGAUUUUGAUGAGCUGGACAUUGACGUAUUCAAAGAAGAACACGAGUUCGUGCCUUCUCAAACAGCCAAUAGAGCCACAGCGUAUUUUCAUCGCGUUGCACGGCUUCUGGAGAAGAUCAGAGGAGUCCUCGCUCAGCACACUGCGAGCCGACCCCCAAAGACAAGCUCUGGGAACGAAUUGCUCAACUACGGAGAGUCUCUUGACGAAGGCAUGGUCGAUUGGAGCAAAGACGAACCUGGCUGGGAUAUUUUGCACGUACAGUCUGGCACCGCAGGCACGAUGUGGUCGUUGUAUCCUUCUCAUGCGCAAUUCUAUUUCUACAGCUUUUGGGUCUAUCUUUACUGGAUACGAUUCCUAUCUGCUCGGGUCAAGCUUUACGAAGGCCUAAUUGAAUUGCAGAAUGUUUUGAACGCUCGACAAAGGGACGCCAUGGAGGCCGAGUUGAAGAUUGCCGGGUAUCGAAACAUGAUCCAGAUUACAGCAUCCGAGCUUGUCUGGCUGACCGCCUACGCUCUAGGAGAUGUAACGCCUCUAGGAAGCUUUAACUCCUCUGUUUCUGGACGAAACCCAGGGAGAGGAUUUCAAGAAGUCAAUGUGGUAGCUGCAAUGCAGCUGGUCAUACCAUUGAAGAUGCUGCAAAGGUCUGAGUAUCCAACGGCAGCGCAGAAAGGAGCGAUAGACCUCGCCCUUGUUCAUAUCGGCGAUGGGUUCAGAAGACAACCAAUAAUCAUGGCGUAG
Molecule: messenger RNA, 2760 nt
Organism: Exophiala spinifera
Lineage: Eukaryota; Fungi; Ascomycota; Eurotiomycetes; Chaetothyriales; Herpotrichiellaceae
Exons: 5
Coding region: 1-2760 (919 amino acids)
Molecular function (GO): hydrolase activity, acting on carbon-nitrogen (but not peptide) bonds
Source: RefSeq, a predicted model, not a curated record